Molecule: messenger RNA, 381 nt
Organism: Staurois parvus
Lineage: Eukaryota; Metazoa; Chordata; Amphibia; Anura; Ranidae
Source: the annotation of a GenBank genome assembly
UAUGUGUUUUUGUAUUUUACAGAUGAAUCAUCUGCAGAGAAAUCCUUCCCUUUGUCUUUUCCAGAUCUAGACCAGCAGCUUCAGCCUCUUCCGCCAUGUAACACAUCGAAGGAGUCCAUGCAGGUGUUUAAACAGCACUGCAAAAUCGCAGAGGAAUAUCAUCAGGUGAAGAGGGAAAUCGCACUGCUGGAAGAACGGAGGAAAGAACUGAUGGCCAGACUGGAUCAGUUUGAGAAGGAAAGUUCAGAUGUCGUUCAUUUAGCACAGGAGUAUGAACAGCUCACCAAAGAGAAUCAGAGCCUUAACCUGGCCCACUCGCGAUGUAAAGAGCAGCUAGAGAACCUACGAAUACAAUACCAGAAGCGGCAAGGCUCUUCCUAA